AGUUGCCUUUCUGAUAUUAAAAUAAAGAUUCUCCUCGCGGGAACGCAUGUCGUAUUUGGCGCGCCUCCAUUUGGACGCUGUAUUCUACACAGACAAGCGACAAGAACGGAGUUUGUGUUUGGCAUCUCUAAGUUAUACGAAAUACUUCGAAGCAGCAACAACGUAUAUUUACUGAAAAGCAAAAUCAACGUUUAUAUAAACAUCUUUGUUGAAUGAUGAAAAAUUCACUUCUUAUUUUUGGAAUAUUCCUAAUUUUUCUGAACUUCGCUGCCGGCAUCCGUUGCCCGGAGAUCUGUGACAAGACAAAAUGCGAAGAGUCGACGGUACCUUGUGGUAGCGGUAAAUUUGUAAAAGAUGAGUGCGACUGCUGUGAUGUUUGUCUGCGGUCUGUUAAUGAAAUCUGCGGUGGACUUCGUAGCAGCUUCGGCAAAUGUGAAACGGGCUUGGAAUGUGUGAGCGAUAACAGUGAAGCUUUUAUGACUGAUGAUGGAGACGGGAGGAACGGAGAUGAUGAUGUCAUUGGAGUAUGCCAAGGAGCACAAGACUGUAUUCUCUCUCCUUGGUCGCCGUGGUCCAGAUGUAGUGAGCAAUGUGGUUUUGGAACAAUGAAACGGCGGCGUCUGAUUGUGCAGGCACCUAAGAAUGGCGGGAAGGCAUGCCCUAUGAGACACGAAAAGAAGGGAUGUUUCAACCAGAACUGCAAAGGAGAUAUGGUUUUAGCGCAAAUACUUCCUGCCGAAUAUCGCCACCAGUCGUACGCCACAAACAAAUUUGAAACCAUUCUGCCAGAGAAGAAAGAGCUAACACAAAUUCAGAAAAUACGUAAAAGAUUCCGUAGUCAUUGUGUCAACUUUAAACUUAUGUCGAAACACCCGUAUUGCAAAGGCACAUGGGCCGAAAAACUCAAGUUAUCCAAACCGAUGUGCGUUGAAUGUCAGCCAGCCAUCAUGGAUGAUAAAGGCUUCUGUAAAGGCGAGGGAAUUGUGGGUAACUUCACAUCUUGGGUAGCGACAGACGCGAAGAGCUGCAGUGGACUGUGGAUGAGGGUUGGAGAGAAAAUUCCUAACUGUAAAUGUGUCGAUCAGAAAUUCCAAAAUUUUAUUUUCGUCUAAGAUUUUGGUACCGAAGACUAAAUCACAGAAUUUAGGUAAAAAUUGUUUAGUUUUUGUAUUGAAGUCUAUAGACAUGAAUUCUAGAUGUGCAAUGAAAUCUUCUGAUAUUGAGCAAGUGACACAUUGCUUCUUGCAAAAACGUGCAGAAAAGGUGAAUGUGUUUUUUUUCAAACUUUUUAAAGAAUUUUUUACUUUUAAUUUCGAAUGAACUUAUAAAACAGUCUGCCACGCGUCACGGUCUUGGAGUCGUGACUGUUUUUAACUGAAUUUUUUAUUAAAAUCUUUUUAUAAAUAUAAAGUAUAUAGUUUCAUUAAUAUAGUUCGCUCUAAAUCUUAACCACAUAUUACUUUCCAGGCCAAUAAAUUUGACCACAUUAUACAUAGUUAUAGAAUAUUUUAAUUUUUUUAAUAAAUUUUUCUAUUAUAUUA
Molecule: messenger RNA, 1541 nt
Organism: Dendronephthya gigantea
Lineage: Eukaryota; Metazoa; Cnidaria; Anthozoa; Malacalcyonacea; Nephtheidae
Product: somatomedin-B and thrombospondin type-1 domain-containing protein-like
Exons: 6
Coding region: 213-1112 (299 amino acids)
Cellular component (GO): extracellular region
Source: RefSeq, a predicted model, not a curated record